This is a messenger RNA of Entelurus aequoreus (snake pipefish), 1370 nucleotides long. RefSeq names its product survival motor neuron domain containing 1 (gene smndc1). Gene Ontology annotation, biological process: regulation of alternative mRNA splicing, via spliceosome; mRNA processing. The record is from RefSeq and is a predicted model, not a curated record. The transcript has 6 exons. Gene Ontology annotation, molecular function: RNA binding. NCBI's taxonomy places the organism in Eukaryota, Metazoa, Chordata, Actinopteri, Syngnathiformes, Syngnathidae. Bases 310 to 1029 code for a protein of 239 amino acids. Gene Ontology annotation, cellular component: precatalytic spliceosome; cytoplasm; nucleus.
UCGCUCUAGUACAUUCGUGUAUAGGUACUUUAAGCUACGGACCACAUUGUGGUUAAGAAAUAUUCGCGCCUUUUACGUGUAUUUUCGCCGGUUCUCAUGCUGCUAACGUGUUAGCAUUAGCUUCAUACGAUGCUAGCCGCUUUAAGCUAGCGGCAAUAGUUUGUUAACGACACGCGUCAGUCAGACGUGUUAUCUCGACUUUUUACUUCAACAUUAGCUUCUAGCUCGGUUUGUGUGUGUUUUGUGUAAGCCGAAUCCACCGCCGGGAUAGUUGCGUUCCUAUUCGUCCCCGACCGUACCGCAGCUUCAAUGUCGGAGGACUUGGUGAAGCAGCUCGGCAGCUACAAAGCUCAGCUCCAGCAAGUUGAAGUCGCCUUGUCCACUGAUGCGGACAAUGAAGACCUCCGCAAACUACAAAAAGACUUGCAGGAAGUCAUUGACUUGACAAAAGACCUCCUGGCCUCACAGCCCGCUGAUGCUGCUCCCAGUACAAAUGGCGCCCCGGCGGCUCCCGCCAAGCACAUCUGGAAAGUGGGGGACAAGUGUUUGGCCGUGUGGAGUCAGGACGGACAGGUGUACGACGCCGAGAUCGAGGAGGUCGACCAUGAAAACAGCACGGCGGCCGUCACCUUCAUCAGCUACGGCAACGCCGAAGUGAUCCCUCUGCAGAACCUCAAGUCGCGAGAGGACGGAGGCCACCUGGACGAUGACUUGCUGGGUUUAAAGUCCAAGUCGAGGAAGGAGCAGAUAGCCGAACAGCGAGAAUAUAAAAAGAAGAAAGCCCAGAAAAAGGUGCUGAGGAUGAAGGAACUGGAGCAGGAGCGGGAGGACCAAAAGUCCAAGUGGCAACAGUUCAACAACAAAGCCUACUCAAAAACCAAGAAAGGACAGGUCAAGAGGAGCAUAUUUGCCUCCCCAGAAAGCGUGAAUGGAAAAGUCGGGGUGGGAACGUGCGGCAUCGCCGACAAACCCAUGACUCAGUACAACGACACAUCCAAAUACAACGUCAGACAUUUAAUGCCACAAUGACCCCUCCCCCUCCCAUGUCUCUUGUAAAUACAUUAACCCUUUCAGCGCCACGCUGAAUGUAAGCCUGUUUUCCACGUUGUGCGUACACAUGAUCCAAGUUUGUCCAGUUCAAGAGGAGCGACUGGAAUACCAUUGGAAUGUCGGUGUAGUUUUCUUAGUAGGAAGUACGUGACCCCGCUUCGCAAUGAGGUCACAGGACGUAGACUUUGUGCCCUAAGUCCACACAGGCCACCGUGCUGUGUGUUUUCAUUUCAGAGUAAAUGCAUCAAUGACAGCAAUGAUGCCUUUCACCUCUGUAUUUAUAACAAGCAACUAUUAAAAGAUCCAUUUGUUGAGUUUUA